Messenger RNA from Salvelinus namaycush (lake trout), 753 nucleotides. RefSeq names its product S-adenosylmethionine-dependent methyltransferase domain-containing protein. Gene Ontology annotation, cellular component: cytosol; cytoplasm. Gene Ontology annotation, molecular function: protein-lysine N-methyltransferase activity. The transcript has 4 exons. Bases 1 to 753 code for a protein of 250 amino acids. The record is from RefSeq and is a predicted model, not a curated record. Gene Ontology annotation, biological process: peptidyl-lysine methylation. NCBI's taxonomy places the organism in Eukaryota, Metazoa, Chordata, Actinopteri, Salmoniformes, Salmonidae.
AUGGAGACCUCCUCUACAGCCAAACAGUCUGACCAGGAGGUUCCCAAGAAAGAAAGGACAGAUGGAGAGCCUGUGGUGUCUGACCGUAAGCAGAUGGCCAGGGAGGCGUUGGACAGACUGAACGUCUGGGAGCCCAGUGUUUACUACACCCUGGGAAAAGAGUCCUUCUUCAUCGCUGGUCAUGAAAUCUGCAUCCGAGAGUCUCUGGACUCCUACGGCGCCCUCAUCUGGCCGGGGGCGGUGGCUCUAAGUCAGUUCCUGGAGAAUAACCGGCAGCAGGUGAAUCUACUGGAUAAAGCAGUUCUGGAGAUCGGGGCAGGCACAGGCUUACUGUCUAUUGUGGCGAGUCUACUGGGAGCCUGGGUAACGGCCACCGACCUGCCCGAAAUCCUUCCCAACCUGACCUUUAACCUCUCUCGUAACUCCAAGAGCCGCUGCCGCUACACGCCCCAGGUGAGGGCCCUCACCUGGGGUCAAGACCUCGAGAGAGACUUCCCCUGUACUUCCUGUCGCUACGACUAUGUUCUGGCAGCCGAUGUGGUGUAUCACCACGACUACCUGGAGGAGCUGCUGGCGACCAUGCGCCACUUCUGCAGACCAGCAAGUGGCACCACGCUCCUGUGGGCCAAUAAGGUGAGGUUUCAGUCAGACCUGAGGUUCAAGGAGAGCUUUGAGAGUUGUUUUAAUACGACACUACUGACAGAGCUGAAGGAGGGGAACGUGAGGAUCUACAAGGCCACGGCACAGGAGUGA